Messenger RNA from Limulus polyphemus (Atlantic horseshoe crab), 4810 nucleotides. RefSeq lists its product as uncharacterized. NCBI's taxonomy places the organism in Eukaryota, Metazoa, Arthropoda, Merostomata, Xiphosura, Limulidae. The record is from RefSeq and is a predicted model, not a curated record. The transcript is spliced from 3 exons. Bases 1 to 4074 code for a protein of 1357 amino acids.
AUGACUUGUUUAUUGAGAUACUCUUUCAUUAUCCUUACAGAGGCAUCAGAACUUAUUCGCCGUUUGCUUACUGUGGACCCGACAAAGCGAGCGACCAUUAUCGACAUAUGCACAGAUUCAUGGGUAAAUUACGGACAUGACUUAUCAUUACUUCAAGUGUCUGAGGACAUGGCUAAUCUCACACCAGUACGUAUUGAUCUCCUACUGGCCUUAGCUCCUGUUUCUCCACCUCCUCCUGAAUCUGGUAAGAUGGAAGACCAUCCACUAGCUGUACCUCAUGGACCAAAAGAUAAAAUAGCUGAAGAACCUUUACAAUCUGAAGAUCAAGUUGCAGAAGCUGAUGGUGAAGAAACAAAUGAAGAGGAUGACGGUGAGACAGUCACAAACAGUUUUGCUUAUAUUGAUGCCGGAGCAGAGGAUCAGUUGUGUAAUAGCUCAGCUGAUUUCCAAAAUGCCUCUCAACUCUUCCAGAGUGAGACAACAGACGAUGAAUUCCUCCCAUCUGCUGUUGCUGCAGCAAUGGAAGAUGGAAGUGGUAAACGUCCUGCUGAGAGAUCUUUUGAUGGUAAUCUUGUGAGAAUCUCAAGUCUUGCUCACCAAUCAAAGAAACCCCGUAAGUCUAACUCAGUUGCUCAGGCUGUUCCACAACCAACUGAAAACAGAAAAAAAGAUUCUUCAUCAGUUGAGUCUACAGCAGAUAAUGCCUCGGAAGUCACCUCAUUGUCUUUGAAAAAUGAAAAGUUUAUUGAAAAAGAAGACAAGCAUGAGAAUGAAGAAAGAAAGACUGCAGAAAGAAAGCAUUCCAUUACAGAUGAUCAAAGAAAUACACUUGCUGAGAAGGAAAUUCAUGAAAAAAUAAUGAGUAACAAAAGUGAUGAAGAAAUUAAUAUUACAAAGUAUAGUGCAUUAAAAGAUUCAAGCAGACAGGAUGAAGAAGAAGCUGAAAAAAAGAACCUUAAAUUAGCUAAUGAAAAAGAGAACAAAGAAAAGUCUCCUAAAACUGAGUCAACUGAGCAGGAAAAGGUUGAUAAAAACUCAGAAGCAGUCUGCCAAGAUGAACCUGUUAUUAAACCAGAAGAUGUCAAAGUUAUUGCACGAAAACCUGGUAAAAUCACUAUACCAAAAACAUUUGAAACAUCAGUAGGAUCUCCUUCCUCACAGUUUGCAGACGUUAGUAAGCUUUCACCUGUUAAGAGAAUUUUACAGAAUAAAAUGUCAUUCGAGGAGCAGAAAAAUGAAAAUUUGAAUAACCAUGAAUUAGAAAAAUCUUCAAGUAAUCUGCCAGUGGAAGCAAAAAAUGAUCAGUUGCAGCCCAUCGUAAGACCAAAACUCGAAGAAAAAGAAAUGAUAGAGACAGUUAAUGAUCAUAAAAAAACUCAAGAUACUGAAACAGAAAAAAAUAAAUCCACUCAGGCAAUCCAUGAAAAAGUAAAAGAGCCUGAAAAAGAUGAUGAACCAGAAUAUCUAAAAGAGAAGACAGUUAAGACAACGAAUUUAGACAGUAAUGACCCCAAAGAAAUAACUGCUCAAGGAAUUUUUAAGAAUAAUAAAGCUAAUGCUAAAUUAGGUGAAGAAAGAUUAUCUCAGCAGAAGGCUAUAGACUCAGAGAGUGAACACCCCCCAACUGAAAGCCCAGUUCAGUCUUUAUUUAAGACUCCUAAGCUUUACUCAAGGCAGGAGUCUCAACAGUCAACUCAAAGUAAAGCAGAGGUUGAACUUGAUCCAAAAGGUUUAUUUAGAAAAGAUGCUACUAAGAAUACUUACCUAGUGACUUCACCUUCAGAUGAGAAUGAAGUGAAUUGGAAGAAAGAAGUUGAAGCCACUCUGAAAAGGCUUUCUCCUGAAGAUAGUGAAAGUGACCAGAGUACUUUAUCUCGAAAUGUAGGACAGUCAACUGUAAGAAGGAAUUCUGGAGGUCCACUACCUAUUACUCGCAGUUAUAGAAAGUUCACUUUCAAUAAGGAUGGCUCUUGUGUAACAGAAACAGGUAAGGUUUACACAACACCUGCAGCAGACGGUUCGUGGACGAAAGUAGAGAAGAAGACAAGGAUUACAAAAAAACCAAACCAAAAUGAUGAUGACUUUGAUAAAAUAGAACAUUUACAGUUUAGAGAAACGUCCGAUAUCCAAAGAUCAGAUAGUGAGAGCUCAUCAGGAUCAAAUGAUAUAUUUGAUGAUAUCUUUGACACAUGGACUGGAGAUAGUAUGGUUUCUAGCUUUAUGAAAAACACUUUCAGCAAAAUAGCUAGGGAUCCAUUUUUCCAUAGGGAACGAAGGAGAGAUCCAUUUCGACAGAUGAGGAAAGAAAGAGAACAGAGAGUUAAUGAAUUCUUUGGGAGUGAACUAAGAAGUGGAAACUCGACUGACAGAGAUUCUUCAGACUUAGAAGAUGACUUUGAUGUUCAUUUUGAUGAUUCUCACCCUGUUAUGUAUGGGUCCCAGGGACUUUGGCAACUUCUGCAGUCUGUUAAUCGUAAUAUGAGUAGUCAGUUCAGAUCACUUGGGAGUCCUCGGCUCACCCCUCUAACCCACAGCUUAGGCCGAAGUUCCCAGGGAUUACGAGGUAGAGAUCAGUUUCAUCACAACGGUCAUUUAGGAAGGGAAUUCUCGUCAAUGACAAGAUCACUUAGCCGAGAGAGAAAUCAGUCUCCUAGAGAAACAGUCUUGAGAUUCGUUCUUGACCCCACGAGACGUCAGUCAUCCGUAAUUGCUAGUGAACCUUCAUCUCCAAGACUGAAGCCCGAUUCUUGGAAGUUCAAGGAUGGUUACUCUUCUGCAGCUGAGAACACUUUCCGUAGAGACAGUGGUGUAGAAAGCUGUGAUGGAUAUGAAUCUGAAUUCUCAGCAAGAACAUGUAAGCCAUCCAGCAGAUUUCAAGAUGACUCUGCAGUAGAUAAAGCAUCUUUAUAUGGAACCAUAAGGCCAAGAACAUAUCAACAGUAUAUCAAGUCCUUUACAAAAGAUUUGCCAAAAUCCAGUUCUUCAAGUAAUCCUUCAUCACCUAUUAGUGGUCAAAUAGUAACACAGGAGACUGGAUGUGAAUCUUCUCAAACAGAAGGAAUGCCUGAAAGUCGAAGAAAGAGAGUUGAACAAUGGCUGCACAUGUCUGACAGCUGUAAUGUGGAAAGUCCUUGUGGUGAAGUUUCAGAAAAUGACAAUAGAUACACCCGAUCACAGAGCAAAGAGAGUUCAGCUUCAGAUAGUGCUGUUGUGUAUGGAACAAUUCGUCCUAGAGGUUUCAUAAGAUACAAUCGUUCUAAAAGUGACAAGGCCGUUGAUCCUAUUGAACUAGUCAGUGGAACAGGGCUACAAGGAGAUAGGAAGUCCUAUAGCAUACAGAGCUUAGACAGAAAGGGUUUAGGAACUCAUAGCCAAAGGGCUUUAAGGUCCACAUUUAAAACAGUUUCUGAAAUACAAGUGAAUAAUGAACAAGAAAGUGAAAAUCAGCAUUGCAAAGUCCAAGCAGGUUCUCAUUCAGAUAGUUUGGGUAGUAAUGCAAGAUCUUCUGUAAAAAACCCUCAACAUACCUCUUCAGGACAAAUGCACUUUGUUAGAUCAUUGAGUGGCAGUCUUCAUCAGGAAGGUGGACAAAACAUUAGUGCAAUGCUUCCAUCUACUGGGCAAGGGCGACCCGUGUUUCAUAUGAGAUUUUCUUUCAACAGAAAUAAUCCAGAAGGUCAAGUUUUUGUUACUUCUCACCAAGAAGAGCACCAAGAACCAUUGGGCAGUAUCUGGCAACAACAAAAUACUGGAGAGCAACAUGGAGUUAACCAGAAGUUUAGUGAUCCAUUUUCUAAACCUUCCAGUUCAGUGAGGAAUGUCAUUACUCAGAGAACUCAGUCUCAGGCGAGUAGAGGCGAAAACACACAGCAUAUUACAGUAGAACUAGAAGACAAUAGAACAGCAAAGUCUUCUGAAAGAUGGACAAAGACAUCCUCUAGCAACAUAGCUGGGAUGUCUUCUGAUGGUAGCAGAGAUACAGACAGCAAGCAGAAAUUGGGUUCUUCCAAUCCAAGUGAGGUUCAAAGAGUUCAACUUAGUCUUUGGAUGCCGAGUUCUGAAGAAAAUCACUAGAUGGACGAUAAGAAUGCAAGUGAUAAAACGACAUAAUUUAAUUUGAGAACAGGUAGAUGUUAUUUUCCAGAACAUGGUAAAAUAAUAUGUCAUGGCUGUCUUCAUUUAUAUUUAAUAACUACUAUGAAAGAAAAUGAAAAAAAUUAUGAGUGCUUCAUUUUUUAUUGUACAUGUUACAUAUAAUUAAUAUUUACGGCAAUCAGUGCUAUCCUUCAACAAAGUAGACGCUUUCUGAUAUUUAAUGCUGGCCAUCUACCGUCAUAUCUGACAGUUUUUACAAACUAACGAUAUCGUCAAAGCUAUUAAACAAAACUUUUUAAGUAUCAAUUUCAUAACGACAAUCACAAAACUUAAUAUAUAAUAACGUGUAGACAUAUUUCGUCCAUUAUUUUAACGAAGAGCCAACGUAAAAAGCAGCAUUGCCAUCAUUUCUCGACAACGUGUGAAGGAUUUACUUUUAUGUCACAAAAAUUAGAUAAAAAAUCGUUGUUCAGUUUGUUUUUUGUUGUUACUCGUAUUGUUAUUUUUUAAAAGCACUAUCUGUGACGUAAUACGAGUUUGACGAUCGAGGAUAUUAAAUUUAUACCAUACUUAUAAACGUUUUUUUUUCCUUUCUUUCUAAGUUAAAUAUAUUGUGUUUCCAUUGAAUUAUGCAAGAGGUUUGAUGGUAUAAAUUUUGAAUUUUCAAUAAAUGUAACUUAGUUUUAGCAACUAAUAAAUUACUGUUUAUAACAUA